This is a messenger RNA of Setaria italica (foxtail millet), 2230 nucleotides long. Its product is annotated as mitochondrial carrier protein CoAc1. The coding region runs from base 924 to 1949 and encodes 341 amino acids. The record is from RefSeq and is a predicted model, not a curated record. The transcript is spliced from 7 exons. NCBI's taxonomy places the organism in Eukaryota, Viridiplantae, Streptophyta, Magnoliopsida, Poales, Poaceae. Gene Ontology annotation, biological process: transmembrane transport.
UCCUCUUCUUCCACGAAGCAGCGGCCCGGGGCAUAUCCCUCCCUCCCCAAACGCCUCGCGAUUCUUCUACGGGAUCCGGCCGGAUCGAAUCCGCUGCCGCCCAGCCACCACCACCACCACCGCCGGUUCCUCCUCCCCUGCGCCCCCGCCCACUGCACAGCCCGCGCAUUUGAUGAGUAUUUUUCUCCCCGUCCCUUGGCGCGAUCCGGUGGAUGCGAGGGACCUGCCCGGCCUCGACCCGCCUUCACCCCGAUCUUGCCUCCGCCGCCGCCGCGCCGCCCGCGGCGGGGAGGCUGCUGCUACUAUCCCCUGCUCUCGCCUCCCGUCCCCGGAGCUAGCCGCAGGCCCAUGGGCUAGGGGGUCCCCGCUCGCCCUCCUGCGAUCGCGAGCGGAGGGGCGGCUCGCGGGAUCCGCCCGUCUUCUCCUCGCGCUCUAGGAAGAACCCGGGGACGACUCUUUGAUCGAUCGGAGAGUUUCGCCUGCUUGUGGAUCGGUUCCUGCUGAUGCGAGAGUACUGUGAUUUUUUUUGGCUCCUUGGGAGUGUACAGUUUUGCUCCUUGGGAUGUGAAAGCUGUCCCGGGUGGGGAUCCAGGUCGCGCUAGAUUUUAACCCCGCUUUUGCCUUUCACUUUUCGCUCACUUAGUCACUUAAGAGGGUAAAGAUUGGGUUCGGCGGGCGAUUAACGCCCGAUCACUGUGCAGGAUUCUAUUCCACCUUAUCUUCUGAUCUCCAUUUCCGUGCUGUUUAAUGCAAGUGGUGGGGAGGCAAAGUAGAGAUUGUGUUGCCGGUUUUGGGGAAAUAUUCUUGGGACAUUCCGCCCUGUACAGAGAUAUACCCUGCUCCGAGUUUAGUUUCAUGUUCAUAGUGGUGGUGGUGGGGAGCGCACGUAUUACUCAUCCUGAUUAUCCCGGGCAGUUGGGGAGAUGGGUUCCUCGCAGGAGUCCACCUUCUCGUCGGCCUCGGGGGCUGCGCAAGUGAAUGCUUCCACUCUGGACUUGCUCCCAGUCUAUGCCAAGGAGCUUACUGCUGGCGGCGCUGCUGGUGCAUUUGCAAAGACUGCGGUGGCGCCACUGGAGAGGGUCAAGAUCUUAUUACAGACAAGAACUGAAGGUUUCCAGUCCCUUGGGAUCCUCCAGUCCUUGAGGAAGCUGUGGCAGUAUGAGGGAGUCCGAGGCUUCUACAAAGGGAACGGUGCAAGUGUGCUUCGGAUUGUUCCUUACGCGGCAUUGCAUUACAUGACAUACGAGCAGUAUAGGUGCUGGAUAUUGAACAAUUUUGCUCCAUCAGUAGGUACAGGGCCCGUCGUUGAUCUUUUAGCUGGCUCAGCUGCUGGUGGGACUGCAGUUUUGUGUACAUACCCAUUAGACUUGGCUAGGACCAAGCUGGCAUACCAGGUUUCAAAUGUGGGCCAAUCUGGCAAUGCUUUGGGAAAUUCUGGUCGACAACAAACAUAUAACGGUAUAAAAGAUGUCUUCAAGACUGUUUACAAGGAAGGAGGUGCACGAUCUUUAUAUCGUGGAGUAGGCCCAACUCUGAUUGGUAUUCUUCCAUACGCUGGCUUAAAAUUUUACAUAUAUGAAGAUCUGAAAUCUCGAGUUCCAGAAGAUUACAAGAAAUCUGUUAUACUGAAGCUCUCUUGUGGAGCUUUAGCUGGUCUAUUUGGGCAAACCCUCACUUAUCCGUUGGAUGUUGUCCGGAGGCAAAUGCAGGUUCAAAGCAAGCUGCCUCAAAAUUCAAGUGAUGGGUUCCGUAUAAGAGGAACUUUCCAGGGUCUCUUGCUCAUCAUUAGGUGCCAAGGGUGGAGACAGCUCUUUGCUGGCUUGAGCCUUAACUAUGUCAAGGUUGUUCCUUCCGUAGCAAUCGGUUUCACAACAUAUGACAUGAUGAAGACAUUGCUAGGAGUUCCUCCCCGAGAGAGAGUCCAUGCAUCAUCAGGUGCUAACAAAUGAAGCAAUGUUUGCCUCCUUAUGUUAGGGCCAAUGAAAUUGAGAAACUCUAGUCUGUGGCAUUGUGGUUCUUGUUAAGAAUCCUAUCCUUGUGUUGAACAGGAUGCAAAUUAUUGUAUAUAGGUCAAUUGGAUCUGUGCCUGUAACUUUCUGUUGAGUUGCUCAUAAAAUCAAUUAUGCUACUUGUGAUCUGUAACCGUAAAUAUAAUGGCUACAUGAGAUUGCUGUACAUUAACUAUACAAGAUUAGUACCAUGAUUGGAGAUUCUGAUCUGAAUUUUUUAA